Messenger RNA from Acaulospora morrowiae, 305 nucleotides. Lineage: Eukaryota; Fungi; Glomeromycota; Glomeromycetes; Diversisporales; Acaulosporaceae. The record is from the annotation of a GenBank genome assembly.
CUUUUGUGAAAUUAGCAAUAUAACUAUUGAGGAAAUUGCUAGAUCAUGUUCUAAUUUAAAAUAUCUUAAUCUGAGAGGGUGUUAUAAAGUUAGCAAAGAAGCCGUAGAUCAGCUUAUUUCACUUAAUCCGAAUAUCUAUGUCGAAAAUUUCGUGUGUACUAUAACCCCUCCUAAUCUUAUUGGAGCAGUUAGAAAUUAUCUUAUACAACCCAACGUUGCUAAUAACCGAAUUUUAGCUCGGCGCCUUCAAAGACUAAAUUUGCGGUUGUAUUCCGAUCCAUGGUUGACUAGAUCAACAGUCCGGA